GGCCCCCGCCCGCACUCACAGCCCGCCGCCGCGCCGGCGCCGCGCCCGCCCGCCGGGUCAGCGCGGCCCGGCCUGGCGCGGCCGGCUCCCAGGGUGCACCGCGGCGAGCGCUCCCCGCGACCCGGGAGAUGCGCCGGGCGGGCGGCGCCCGCUGACCUCCCCCGGCGCCGCCGCAGGGCCCGGCCCCGCCGCCCGCCCCGCCCAUGGGCCGCGGGCCCCCGCCGCCGCCGCCGCCCGCCCGGAGGACCGCGCCGAGCCGGGGAGCCGCCUGAAGGACCGCCGCGGCCGCGCCGCAGGUCACCUGGAUGUCAGCAUGGCAGCCACGAACCUGGAGAACCAGCUACAGAGCGCACAGAAGAACCUCCUGUUCCUGCAGCGGGAGCACGCGGGCACGCUCAAGGGGCUGCACGCGGAGAUCAGGCGGCUGCAGCAGCACUGCACAGAUUUAACGUAUGAGCUGACACUGAAAAGUUCCGAGCAGACAGGAGACGGGUCUUCCAGAAGCACUGAACUGAAGAAGCGAUGUGAAGACCUGGAAGCCCAGCUGAAGGCCAAGGAGGAGGAGAACCAGGAGCUGCUGCAGGAGCUGGAGCAGAAGAGCGCGCUGGUGGCUGUGCUGGAGAACACCGUCAAGGAGCGGGAGAAGAGGUACCUGGAGGAGCUGAAGGUGAAGAGCCACAAGCUGAGCAUGCUGUCCGGCGAGCUGGAGCAGCGGGCCAGCACCGUGGCCUACCUGACCUCGCAGCUGCACGCCGCCAAGAAGAAGCUCCUGAGCGCCGGCGGCACCUCCGACGCCAGCCCGGCCGGCAGCCCCGCACUGGCCAGCUACAAGCCGGCGCCCCCCAAGGACAAGCUGCCCGAGACACCGCGCCGCCGCAUGAAGAAGAGCCUGUCGGCCCCGCUGCACCCGGAGUUCGAGGAGGUCUACAGACUCGGGGCCGAGAGCCGCAGGCUGCUCCUGCGCGAGCCCGUGGACGCCAUGCCCGACCCCACCCCGUUCCUGCUGGCCCGGGAGGCGGCCGAGGUCCAGCUCAUCAAGGAGCGGCCGCUGGUCAUCCCGCCCAUCGCCUCGGACCGCGGCGCAGGCGGGCAGCACAGCCCGGCCCGCGAGAAGCCGCACAAGGCCCACGUGGGGGUGGCCCACCGCAUCCACCACGCCAGCCCCCCACAGCCCCAGCCGGAGGUGGAGACGCUGGCCGUGGACCAGGUGAACGGAGGCAAGGUCGUGCGGAAGCACUCAGGGACGGACAGAACUGUGUGACCUGCGGCCGCCGCGGCUGUCCAUGCACUGUGAGCGCCACGAGGGAACCUCUCCGCACCCCUUUCCGUUAACCCCAUGCAUGCCAAAUCGUUUCCGAGUCCAGACCCUCCCGCCCCCCGCCCCGCACUCCAGACAUGACGCGUCCCUGCUGCAGAAUGCGUACUUCCCAACGCUGUGGCCACCACGCGUGCCCAGCCGCUUGCUUCCAAGCCCGCUCCGUGCAGUCCGAGUGCACUCGUGGCCAAGGCCCGGGCCACGGGAUGCACCCUGCACGACGUCCUUGCGCAGAUGGGCACGCGCCUGAGUGCACGCCAGAGCAACGCACAGCGACCUUGACCCACACAGGGCGGCCUGGGAGCAGCGCUCCCUCCUGGAGACCCCCACCCCCACACCUUCCCCAGGGCGGCACCACCACCGAGCAGCUGUAUGUAGAUGUCAGAGGAACUAAAUAAGAUGACGUUACUCCUCAUGUCACCACAACCUGAAUGUGUGUUCAUAUUUUUUGUUUUACCCAAGAUGUUCCAGAUCCCAACAAACUUUAUUUUCUAAACCUGC
Molecule: messenger RNA, 1816 nt
Organism: Sciurus carolinensis (gray squirrel)
Lineage: Eukaryota; Metazoa; Chordata; Mammalia; Rodentia; Sciuridae
Gene: Ccdc92
Product: coiled-coil domain containing 92
Exons: 4
Coding region: 314-1261 (315 amino acids)
Cellular component (GO): centriole
Source: RefSeq, a predicted model, not a curated record